AAUACGAGAAUGAUAUUUUCCUUGAAAUACAUCUUCAUCUGUCUCACAGCGUUGAACGCUGUAAGAGUCAAAUCUGAAACAGAAACAGAGUGGGAAUAUAAACUACCAAAUCUCUAUGCGCCUGUUUCUUACCAAAUUGACAUCAGUGUAACUGCAGACGCCUUUACAGAAGCCCAUAAUGAGUUUUCUGGACGAGUCCAGAUUCAGUUCUCUUUUACAAAUUCCACGAAUUACAUAGCCUUGCAUUCCCAACACGAUUUUGUAACAAUCAACAGAGUCCUGUUCAAUGACAGCGAAGUUAACGCUACGCUUUAUAGUAUGGAUAAUAUAACUGACAUACUAGCCAUUAACACAACCUCCGAAACAGACAUUGGAGAGAAUUAUACGCUGGUCAUUGAAUACACUGGUAUCCUGAGUACUUCCGACAUGUAUGGGUUCUACAAAAGUAACUACAUCGACGAAGAUGGUGAAACUAAAUAUCUGUUGACAACUAUGUUUGCUGCCACUUACGCUAGAAGAGCUUUCCCUUGUUUUGACGAACCUGCUUUGAAAGCUACUUUCGAUUUUUCCUUCACGUUUCCAGUAGGCUUAACAGUUCUCUUCAACACUCCAGAAAAGAGCAGUAUAGUCAACGAUACCAACGGUUUAGCAACAGUAAUCUUUGAUACCACUCCAAAAAUGUCAACGUAUCUGGUAGCUUUUGCCAUAUCAGAAUUCACUUGUACGUCUGGAGAGUCAAUAGGUGCCGUUUUAUAUCAAGUCUGUUCAAGGAAUUCAUCCGCAGAUACCAGAGAACUUGCUGUGCAAUAUGGGCCUCUACUGUUAGCAAGUUUGAGUAACUACACAGGAUAUGAUUAUGGAGCUGCAAUGCAGAAGAUGGAUCAGGUUGCUAUUCCAGAUUUUGCAACAGGAGCAAUGGAAAACUGGGGAUUAAUUACGUAUAGAGAAACCGCCUUGCUGUGGGACAGAAACGAAUCCUCUAAUCGUUACAGACAGAGAGUUGUUACUGUGAUCGCUCACGAGUUCGCUCAUCAGUGGUUUGGGGACUUGGUUACGCUGAAGUGGUGGUCAGAAAUAUUUUUAAACGAAGGUUUUGCGACGUAUUUUGAAUACCACAUCGCGCAUGAGAUUGUUCCAGAAUGGGAAUUGGAGAAGCAGUUUGUUAUUGAAAAAAUGCACGCCGCAUUCUUAAGCGAUUCUCUAGAAAAUGCUCACGCUCUCCAGUCUGACUGUUUUACACCAGCUGAGAUUGCGGUUAGAUUUAGCACCAUAUCUUAUAGCAAAGGUGCCAGUAUUUUAAGGAUGGUGGAACACUUUAUGAAACGGGAGCAUUUUAAAGAUGGAGUCCAGAAUUACAUCGAUCAACAUAAAUUUGGCAAUACUGAACCUGAGGAUCUAUGGCUAGCUCUCAAUGACAGCGUUCUUGAGUCUGUGUCAUUUCUCCCAGCUGAUUUUAUAACAGUUAUGGAUAAUUGGGUUAAGAAGUCUGGGUAUCCCGUCCUAAGCGUUACUGUAAAUGGAAGGGACGUAACCAUUUCGCAGAAAAGAUUUCUUUUCUCUGGAGAAGAUGCUACAACAAAAUGGUACGUUCCUAUAAGUUACUCAAUAUCCCUAGACCCUGAUAAGUUUGGGAGAACUUCUCCAAUCCUUUGGCUUACUCCAGAUAGUGAUGAGACUUUUACUCUUCCAGUUAACUGUAGCUGGAUAAUUUUAAACAAUCAACAGUCAGCAUACUAUAGAGUAAACUACGACGAUUCACUGUGGAACAAUAUCGCAGCUGCUCUUCUAAAAGACGACUUCGAUGGCAUCAGCGACUUAAAUAGAGCACAAAUAGUAGACGAUCUCUUCAACUUAGCCAGAGCUGAUGAAAUUAAGUAUUCGAGUGCACUUGCAAUACUUGCCUUCUUAGCCAAUGACACCUCUUACUUUUCUUGGUAUCCAGCAUACUCAGGAUUUGACUUUCUGUUGAUCAGGGUGGGGGAAAGCUCAUACCUAGGUCAAAGGAUAUCGGCUACCAUUUUGGAGCUGAUGUCAAAAUUAUACAAAUCCGUACCAAUUUCCACCCUGGACGAAGAUGAUCAAAUUUAUACCCUUAAACAAGUUUUGGCACUCACCUGGGCAUGCAGAUUGGGUAAUGAAGAUUGUAUUCAGAACACCCAAACGCUAUUUAACCAGUAUAAAGUAACUAAUGAGAGGCCAAACAAAAAUUUGCGAAGUAUUGUAUACUGCAGUGCUCUGAGGCAUAGCAAUGAAACUUCCGACUGGGAUUUUUUGUGGAAUGCUUAUACUGAAUCAUUUGAUUUGGCCACUGAGCAGGUUACCAUUCUUUCAGCUCUUGGGUGUACAAAUAAUGAAAUUAUUUUGAAAGAGUACCUUAACAAGUCUAUUUUAGACGGAUCUGGCGUCAGGUCUCAGGAUGCGCUGUCAGUAUUUUCUUCGGUUUACACAGGGAGCUCGGUAGGUGUUGAUGUCGCUUUCGAAUUCCUCAUGGAUAAUCACGAAACUAUUGCAUCAAAGUACAAUAGCAUGAAUUCGCUUGGGAACCUUAUAAAGGGCAUCGCCGAGAGAUUUACCACUGAAAGUCAAAUCACCAGGCUUAGAAACUUUAUAGAAACUGGAAACUUACCUGAAGAAUUCCAAGUUUCUGCAAAUGAAGCCUUGGAAGUUGCGGAAACGAAUUUGAAAUGGUUAGAGAACUUCAAAGACGAUCUGUUUGGAUAUUAUGAUAAUGGAGGACAUAUAGUAUAUUUUUCCACAACCUGGGUUGUUGUUACAUUUGUAAUUUUUUUGUUGAUUAUUAAAAUGGGUCUACAUUUUAACCUUGCCUUGAUCUGUUUCUUAACCGUGAAAAUUGUUGCAUCAGAAACAAUACCAGAAGACUAUAGACUUCCAGACCUAUACGACCCGAUGUUCUACCAAAUUCAGAUUGUUAUAACUCAGGAAGCUUUUACGGAGGCCAGUAAUGAAUUCACUGGACAAAUACAAUCGUUUUUCACAUUAAAAAAUGAAACGGAAUCCAUAAGUCUUCACGCUCACCACGAUUUCAUCAAAAUAAACAGAAUCCAACUUAACGGCGAUGAAGUGGCGAGCGACAAUUAUAACGUGGACAAUGUAACGGAUAUACUGACAAUUAACACGGCUCUGCUAGAAGCCGGAUCGAUUGGCAUACUGCUCAUCGAGUAUACAGGUGUUUUAAGUACCGCAGAUAAUUAUGGAUUUUACAAGAGUAGCUACAUUGACGAGGAUGGUAACACGAAAUAUUUGGCAACAACGUUUUUCUCCCCUGUGUACGCUAGGAGAGCGUUCCCUUGCUUCGAUGAACCGGCAUUGAAAGCUACAUUUGACUUCAUCUUCACGUUUCCUAGUGACUUAAAUAUUUUAUUCAACACCGACUAUUUUUAUAGUGAAACCAAUACGACCUCUGGAUUAAAAACCAUCUCCUUCAAUACCACACCCAGAAUGUCGACGUUCUUACUGGCUUUCGUCCUAUCAGACUUUACUUGUACCACUGGAGUUCCCGCCGCUAGUGUUCCACUGGAAGUUUGUUCAAGGAAUGCAACAGUAGCCUCCAGGCAACUGGCCAGUGAAAUUGGAGCAUCUUUGCUGGAGAGCCUCAGUAAUUAUAUAGGUUUCAGCUACAAUAUGGCCAUGCAAAAACUGCAUCAAGUAGCAAUCCCCGACUUCGCUGCUAAUGCUAUGGAAAACUGGGGACUGAUCACGUACAGAGAAACUGCUUUGCUGUGGGAUGAAACUGAAUCUUCCAAUUACUAUAAACAGCGUGUUAUUACUGUCAUGGCUCACGAAUUGGCUCACCAGUGGUUUGGAAACUUGGUUACUUUGUACUGGUGGUCUGCUAUAUUUUUGAAGGAGGGUUUUGCUACCUAUUUUCAGUAUCACACGCCACACGAGGUAAUUCCUGCCUGGGAACUUGACAAACAGUUCGUGAUUGAGCAGCAGCAUUCUGCUCUAUUACGAGACGCGUUGGAAAAUGCACACGCUCUCCAUGCUGACGUAUUUACCCCAGCCGAAAUCACCGCUAGGUUUAGCACAAUAUCUUACAAUAAAGGUGCCUGCAUUCUGAGAAUGGUGCAGCAUUUUAUGGGCGAGGACCAUUUUAAAGAGGGGAUUCAAAAUUAUACUGCAACACACGAAUACGCCAGUGUAGAACCCGAUGAUGUUUGGGUGGCUUUGAGCAGCAGCGUGCUUGAAUCGGUGUCAUAUUUACCAGACGAUUUUACCAUUGUCAUGGAAAACUGGAUUACUCAACCUGGAUACCCGGUACUUUACGUCAGUGUAAAUGAAAGAACUGUCACUAUAUCCCAGAAAAGGUUUCUUUUCUCUGGAGAAGAUACUACAUCAAAAUGGUACGUUCCGAUAAGCUACUCCAUAUCCCUAGACCCUGAUAAGUUUGGGAGGACUUCCCCAAUCCUUUGGCUUACCCCAGACAGUGACGAGACCUUUACUCUUCCAGUUAACUGCAGUUGGAUAAUUUUAAAUAAUAAACAGUCAGCUUACUACAGGGUGAACUACGAUGAUGGUUUGUGGGACAACAUUGCAACAGCCCUACUCAGCUACAACUUCGAUGGUAUUACCGACUUAAAUAGAGCACAGAUAGUUGACGAUCUCUUCAAUUUAGCCAGGGCGAGUUAUGUCAAUUACGCGAGGGUUCUCGACACACUCGCAUUUUUAACCAACGAUAUUUCUUACUUUUCCUGGUAUUCUGCGUUUUCCGGCUUUGACUUUUUACUCACGAGGGUGGGAGAAGACUCGUUCUUAGGCCGGUCGAUUUCGGCUACCGUUUUGAAUUCGAUGUUUGCACUGUACAGUUCCGUUCCUAUCGCCGUGCUAGACGAAGACGAUCAAAUAUACACGCUUAAGCAAGUUUUAGCGUAUUCAUGGGCAUGCAGGCUAGGUAGCCAAGACUGCAUCCAGCAGUUACAAACGUUAUUCAGCCAGUACAGAUCAUCUGGCGUCAGGCCUAACAAAAAUUUGAGAAGCAUCGUUUACUGCAAUGCCUUGCGGUACACCAGCGACAGCUCUGACUGGAAUUUCUUAUGGGAAGCAUAUACCAAUUCCAAUGAUUUGGCUACCGAACAAAUUACCAUCCUGUCAGCAUUAGGAUGUUCAAGGGACGAAGACAUACUGAGGGAGUAUCUUAGCAAGUCUAUUACUGACGGAUCUGGUAUAAGGACUCAAGACUCCCUGUCAGUAUUUUCCUCAGUCUACACAGGCAGCCCAAAAGGUAUCGAUGUGGCGUUGGAUUUCCUCAUAGAAAAUUUUGAAGUCAUAGCAGCAAGAUAUACCAGCAUGAAUUCGUUGGGGAACCUCAUAAGAGGCAUCGCAGAGAGAUUCACAACUGAGAGUCAGGUUGCCAAAUUAAGAAGCUUUAUAGAAACUGAGAAUCUCCCCGAAGCAUUCCAAGUAGCAGCGAAUGAAGCUCUGGAGACUGCAAAUACAAACUUGAUAUGGUUGGAAACAUUUAGGGAUGACCUGCUUCAAUACUACGAUAAUGGAGGGUACAGGACUGUAGGAGUGUCAUUUUGGAUUUUAGUUAUAUUUGUACUUCUGUUGUCUAACAGCGUAGCUGCAGACACUACUAGUGUUACCGCCAUUGUUUUCUUAGAAAACAGAAUGGCGCAAAAUCUCCUCAUCAUCGGGCUGCUUCUAGCAGCUUGUAUAUCCAACGUACAAUUACAAACUACCGAUGAAAUAGAGUGGAGGCUGCCAACCAUCAUUCGCCCAUCUAGGUAUCGACUCCACAUAGAUGUGCCGGAAGCUGCCCUGUCCCCAGAGAGCAACGAAUAUGGUGGACAUAGUGUCAUGCUGUUUACGACAUUAGAACCGACAACUACGAUAAAGCUUCAUUCUUCUUACGACCACAUCAGAUUAAAUUUGGUGACGAUAGAAAAUACUGACGUCAAUGAGACGAAUUAUUCUGUGAACAAUAUUACGGACAUCCUGACUAUAACGUCGCCAUUUCAGUUGAAUCCGAACAUCACCUACCAACUAGUCAUAAACUUUACGGGAAUCCUCAGUACAACAGAAAUGACGGGAUUUUACAAGAGUAGCUAUGUCAGAGAAGAUGGCGUUACAAGGUAUCUGUUGACGACUCAGUUCCAACCCACCAGUGCAAGAAGAGCUUUUCCUUGUCUGGACGAGCCCUUCUUCAAGGCUAUCUUCGAAAUAUUCAUCACUCACCCCGUUGAAUACAACGCUUUAUCAAACACACCUAGCACUUUAAAUGGGACGGAUUUGGGAACAGAGACGUACCAAUUCGAUGACACGGCUCUUAUGUCCACCUACCUUAUCGCCUUCGUCAUUUCCGAUUUUACGUGUACCCAAGGUGAAGACAUUGGAACUGUCCCUUACCAGAUCUGUUCAAGAGAUGAAGCGAACAGCACAAGGGAAUGGGCGCUGGAAAUUGGACCCCCACUUGUGGAAAGUUUGAACGACUAUACUCAGUUCGACUACAACAGAUCCAAGAGUAAAUUGGACCAAGUUGCUAUUCCUGACUUUGCGGCAGGUGCUAUGGAAAACUGGGGGCUAGUUACGUACAGAGAAGUGUUCUUACUAUGGGACUCCGAUGAAAGCUCAAACAACUACAAGCAGUUGAUUGCGACAAUAAACUCCCACGAAUUCGGUCACUUCUGGUUUGGUAAUUUGGUGACUUGCAACUGGUGGUCGGAAACUUUUUUGAAUGAAGGAUUUGCCACGUAUUUCGAAUAUUUCACUACACACGAUGUACUUCCAUCCUGGGAACUAGACAAGCAGUAUAUCGUCGAUAUCGUGCAGCCAAUUUUAAUAACCGACGCUCUAGAAAAUGCUCUUCCUCUACAAUCAGAAGCAAACACACCAACGGAAGUGAUGGCUAAGUUUGGAAGAAUUUCUUACUCAAAAGGUGGUGCUAUAUUUCGCAUGGUUGAACAUGUAAUGGGAUCUACAAAUUUUAAAAAUGGGUUGAGAGACUACUUGGAUGAGUUUCAGUACCAGACUACACUGCCAGAGGAUUUAUGGAGAACGUUACAAAGAUCAGUCGACAAUUCUACCGCCAAGUUACCUGCCAAUACCACACUGGUCGAAGUUAUGCACAACUGGGUAAACAGCCCAGGAUUUCCAUUGCUAACUGUUGCCGUGCAUGGUACACAUAUUGAAAUAAGCCAGGAGAGGUUCUUGAUAUCCGGUAAUGACACAAUAACCAGAUGGUACGUCCCUAUCAGCUACACAACAUCAGAAGACGCUAAUAAAUUCAACAGCACAGCACCACAACAGUGGCUCACACCGGCAGCAAGUGCUUCUUUCCAUAUCGAAGUAACUAACGCCACGUGGUUCAUACUUAAUAAUCAGCAAUCAGGAUACUUCCGUGUAAACUACGACAACAACGGCUGGAACAACAUCAGAGAUGCCCUCCAGAAACCUGAAUUUGAUGGCAUCGUCGAAGUUAACCGAGCGCAAAUAGUCGACGAUCUUUUCAAUUUGGCAAGACGCGACAAAAUUGAGUACGCUCGGGUGUUCAGCAUCGUCCAGUUCCUUGUCAACGAGACGUCUUAUUUCACAUGGAAUUCAGCGUUCAGAGGCUUCAACUUCUUGCUGAGCAGAGUCGGUCUGGAGUCUCAACUAGGCCAAGCCAUAUCGGGCUACGUCUUGAAUUUGAUGGAAAAUUUGUACACCAACGUAUCCUUUGUCAGACACAACACAGAUGACCAAAUCCAUACUUUUAAACAAGUUUUAGCACUGUCUACAGCCUGCAGAUUCGGAAAAUCUGCUUGCAUUGCUUCCAGCAAAGUGUUUUUCCAUGUGUACAAAGAUUUUGGAUUAAGACCACCCAAAAAUCUACGCGGAGUAGUUUACUGUAACGCUCUGAGGCACAGCACCGAUUCAAGUGAUUGGGAGUUCCUUUGGCAAGAAUAUCUGAGCACCACUCUUGCUUCCGAACUAGUAACCAUAAUUCCCGCCCUAGGUUGUUCCCGGGAUAGAACAUUGCUGGAGAGAUAUCUCAACUUGUCCAUCACAGAAAACUCUGGAAUUAGAUCCCAAGAUCGUCUCUCUGUAUUCAAUUCAGUCUUCAACGGCAAUCCAAUGGGAAUUGAAGUGGCUUUUGAGUUUUUGACAAACAAUCAUGCUCGUAUUAAUGAAAUGUAUCUUAGCAUGAACGCUUUGCCAAACUUAAUCAACGGUCUUGCCGCGGUCUUCACCACAGAGGAAGAAAUUGAAAGGUUGGAGGAAUUUAUAGAGGAAGGUCUUCCAGCGGAGUAUCUUCCAGCAGCGACCACAGCUAUAGAAACAGCUAGGGCUAACAUAGCGUGGGUCGAGCAUUUCCAUCAACAUCUAUUUGACUUUUUCUUCGUAGUUAGCACUCCUGGUGCAGCUCCCGAAACGCUUGGUCUUCACGUCUGCGUUGUACUUUUGGUAGUCUUCUUCGGUCAACUGUUUUAAAUUACUGUUGUUGCGAUAAGAUGUAUGUAAAAUGUUAUUUGGUUCUAAUAGUAUUAUUAUUAUAUAUACGAUAUUUAUUAACACUUUAGUUAAUUAAUCUUGAAAUAAGACUAAAGAGGCGACUGUGAGAAUUUAUUCUAUUCUAUUUAAUCAUUAGUCAUUGUAAAUUUUUAUUUUAUUACGUCAUGUUACCGUUCAUGUACAGAUGUUAUUUAAAUAAAUAAACAAGUAAUAUUUUUAGAUAAUAAAAAACUAAUUUUCGUUUCA
This is a messenger RNA of Anoplophora glabripennis (Asian longhorned beetle), 8700 nucleotides long. RefSeq names its product putative aminopeptidase-2. Gene Ontology annotation, cellular component: cytoplasm. Gene Ontology annotation, biological process: peptide catabolic process; proteolysis. Gene Ontology annotation, molecular function: peptide binding; metalloaminopeptidase activity; zinc ion binding. The record is from RefSeq and is a predicted model, not a curated record. The transcript has 41 exons. The coding region runs from base 10 to 8433 and encodes 2807 amino acids. NCBI's taxonomy places the organism in Eukaryota, Metazoa, Arthropoda, Insecta, Coleoptera, Cerambycidae.